Molecule: messenger RNA, 3465 nt
Organism: Ogataea angusta
Lineage: Eukaryota; Fungi; Ascomycota; Pichiomycetes; Pichiales; Pichiaceae
Exons: 1
Coding region: 1-3465 (1154 amino acids)
Biological process (GO): endocytosis; maintenance of cell polarity; exocytosis
Cellular component (GO): intracellular membrane-bounded organelle; membrane; nuclear envelope
Molecular function (GO): sterol binding; protein binding
Source: RefSeq, a predicted model, not a curated record
AUGAACGUCGCAUCCAACGUCAGCUUGCUCAAGCUCAAACUACUGGACUGUCUGAGGAGCUCAGACAGAGAUAAGUUACAGGAGCUUUUUAGUGAGUGCCAGGCGGUGAACCCGCCUGACCCGCAGGUGGCGCUCCUGUUGCACCAGAUCCUCAUAUUUGCUGUGCAGGUGGCCCCCUUGUCCAUAAUAGAGUACAUCGUCCAGCGGAAACUGGUGGACGAUAUCAAUGCUCAGGACGACCAGGGGAACACGGCGCUGCACUACGCCGCGGUGUCGUCGCGAAACGACGUAAUCACGUUUCUGAUGGGCCAGGAGGAUAUCAACGACUGCAUUGUCAACAAGCAGAUGAAACAGCCCAUCGAGUGCUCCUCGAAUAUGGAAACGGUGCAGCUGCUUUCUGACCUCCGGACAAAAUUCGUGGAAACCAAGGCGAACGAGCUGAGAAGCGCUUUUGAGGCACGCAAAUUCGACGUGCUCGAUAGGCUGUUGAGCAAUCCUCGGGUCAAGAACCUGCUGGACAUCAACGGAACCGAUCCGGUCACAGGAGACACUGUGUUGCUGGAGUUCAUCAAGAAAGACGACAUUGAGAUGGUCAAGUUUAUUCUGGAGCACGGAGGAGACCCGUUCAAACGGAACCUCAGUGGCAAACUCCCCAUUGACUCUGCUGUGUCGUCCCCGAUGAAGAAGCUGCUGAAAGAAUCGUGCAACCAUCAGACCAUGAUCGAUCCUACCAAUCAGAGCGGACAGCUCCACUCAGGCCCGCCAACGUUCAAGGGAUUCUUGAAGAAGUGGACCAACUUUGCCGGCGGCUACAAACUGAGAUGGUUCAUUCUGGACGCAGAAGGAAGACUUUCCUACUACACCUCUCCGAACGAUAUUUAUAACUCCUGCCGCGGUAUGAUACAUCUAGCAAGCGCUCAGUUGCGCAUGGACAGCUCUGAAAAGUCCAAGUUCGAGAUUAUCAUCAAGAACAGGGGUAACAAGGCAUCUCUCAAAUGGCACCUCAAGGCCAAUCAUGUGAUAGAGACCAACAGAUGGGUCUGGGCACUCCAAAAUGCAAUCCGCUACGCUAAAGACCAGGAGCGUCAGCAGCGUGCGAUUGCUGCAGAAGAACAGCAACGGGCCAAAAAAACUGCAAGAAAUAGAGAGAGCUUUGAGUCUACCCGGUCGAACAGCACACAAAACAUAGGCAACCGUGGAUCGUACAACGACCAGUCCACAUCGCCAAUCACGGCGCACCAAAGAACAUUUUCCAACGCUUCUUCAGUCUCCAUAUCGUCAGAUGAUGAAGGGUCUGGCUCUCUGUCUUCCAGAGACAACAAAUCGUACAAGAAACCAAUGCGAAAACUUUCCAAGCUCACCAAGAGAAACAAGGAUGUGCUUGCACUUCCUGAAAUCAAGGAAAACGCGGAUCUGAAGCUGCCUGCGAAGAAAGAUCGCUCGCCUUCGAUUGUAUCGCUUGGGUCAAGUGGAGAGGCAGGUAGUAAAAUCACUGUCUCUUCUGUGGCUGAUGACGAACGCGACACGGACCUUGACGAAGAGGAUAGCAGUGAACACACCAAUCCCCGCGAUAGCAGUUUUGCCGAUGGUGAGGAUAUCAUUGCUCCAAACCUGAGCAACUCAGAGCUUGCAGUGAGCAAAAACCAGAUGAUGAUCGAGCUGAAAUCGUUCGGCGAGUUUUUGACUGCUGCAGAGUCUGACGAAACCGUUUCCAAGGGACAAGUGAUCGAAGUGGCUAUGACAAUUCUUUCCAGUUUGACGAGUCUUUCAGAAACACAGUCGGAUCUCUUGAGGAAGUACGAGAGCAAGUUCGGCAAGAUUAUUGAGAGACAGCAAGAGAUCUCCAAAAUUUGGGAGAACACCCUCAAACGUUUGGAACUGGAGAUGCUGUCGCGCGAGCAGAAGAUAGUGGAGCUCGAGGAUAAGCUUCAUGUGAUCAAGAAGUCUCUCAAGAACAAUCCGGGGAUCAUACAGGCCGUCACCGAGGUUGCGCCUAACGACACGGUGAAGGAGAAUAUUGUCAAUGUCGAAAGCAAGAGCCCAGAACAGAUCAGACAAUUCUUGGCGGAGGACGAGGAGUCAGAUGACGAGUUUUUCGAUGCUGAGGACGAUGGUCCCGAGGAGGACGUUGACGAGCAGGCCACUGCUGCGACUGAGACAACCGCGGUUGCAAGUUCGGAAGAAAACAGCAAGAGCCAUGUUGCUGUGAACGGUUUCGAGCUGACAAGUCCAAAGCAGCUUGAACGACUCGAAAAGAUCAACCGGGAGGAGACGUUCAAGGGCUACGAGGAUCCUAUCAGAACCACGCUGAAGAAAGAAGAUAAUAGACCCAAAAUCUCGCUGUGGAGCGUUCUGAAGUCCAUGGUGGGAAAGGAUAUGACCAAGAUGACUCUUCCGGUUGUUUUCAACGAACCGACCUCGCUCUUGCAAAGAAGUGCCGAGGUUCUGGAAUACAGCUCGCUUCUAGACAAGGCUGCCACGAUUGACGAUUCUCCUACAAGAAUGAUCUACGUCGCUGCCUUUGCUGCUUCGGAGUAUGUGUCCACGGUGGGCCGUAUUGCUAAGCCGUUCAAUCCACUGCUCGGAGAAACUUUUGAGUAUGCCCGUCCGGACCAAGGUUACAGGGUGCUGGCCGAGCAAGUGAGCCAUCACCCUCCGAUCUCUGCACUUAUAGCUGAGGCUCCAUCGUGGUCGUAUUACGGAGAGUCCAACGUGGAUACCAAGUUUCUGGGCCGCUCUUUUGACAUCAAACAUUUGGGUACGUGGUACGUGGAUUUGUAUCCCGGAAAGGGUGUUGUGGACCAGAAGGGCCAAAGGAUGGAUCACGAAACGUAUUCCUGGAAAAAGAUUAGGAACUCUGUCAUAGGUAUCAUCAUCGGAAAUCCAACCAUUGAUAACUAUGGAGAAAUGGAAAUUAGAAACCACACCACUGGCGACUACAUGAGCUUCAAUUUCAAGCAACGAGGUUGGAGAGCUUCCAGCGCAGGUGAGGUCAAGGGCGAGAUUUACACAAACGACGGUAAGCUCAAGUACACGGUUGGCGGACAUUGGAACUCGAAAAUAUACGCCAAGGACGCAACCAAGCCCGAUGCCGCAAAGUUCCUGGUUUGGGAAGCAAACGAAAGAACAGAGAUGAUGUUCCAUCUCACAAACUUUGCGGCCUCGCUGAACGCGCCCCAGCCUCAUCUUCUGCCCGUCAUUGCCUGCACAGACACAAGAUUGCGUCCUGACCAGCGUGCGAUGGAGAAUGGCGAAUACGACCUGGCCAGCUCCGAAAAGACGCGCGUGGAAAACAAACAGAGGGCGGCGCGGAAACAGCGCGAGCUGUCUGGCGAAAAGUACCAGCCUACAUUUUUCGUCCAGGCCAAGCAUCCGGUGACGGGCGAGACGUACUGGAAGUACAAGGACAACUACUGGGUGCCUCGCAAAGAAGGAAAGCUGAGAAAUUAUAAAGACAUCUUUUAA